This is a messenger RNA of Racocetra fulgida, 467 nucleotides long. The record is from the annotation of a GenBank genome assembly. Lineage: Eukaryota; Fungi; Glomeromycota; Glomeromycetes; Diversisporales; Gigasporaceae.
AUAAUGAUAAAAAAGCUAACUUUUUAGACUUAUCUAUUGAAAUUACGGGUGACGAAAUCCUAACUAAAAGAUAUUCAAAAUUUCCACGACUUGCAGCAUUCGUCCACUAUAAGUCAAACCAUCGAAUGCAUAUGAAAAAACAAGUUGUCACAAAUGAAUUAUCUAGGAUUUCACUUCUCUGUUCAAAUGAAUCAGACUUCAAAAAAGAAAAAAUUGAAUUAUUCAAUUUUUUGAAAGAAUAUAAAGGAUAUCCAAACUAUAUUCUAAAAGAAGCUGAUACAAUUAAGUGGAAGGAUAGAGAUAAUAUUCUUCUUCAAAUAAAUACAAAACGGACAGAAGACAAGCCAUUACCACCUAUAAUUCUCCGAGUACCAUAUGAUUCUAUAUUAUUUAAAACAAAAAACUAUUCAAAAAUUUUACAAGAAUCAUAUAAUGAAACACUAGGAACAUUAGGGAUACAAAAGCCA